AUGGAUGACAACAACACAACAACAACAAUAACAGAUCAAUUGAAUUCUCUUCGUUCAAUUUUACGUUCAGAUGAUCAUCUUCAAAUUCAACCAUCAGGAGAUUUUGAACAAGUUCGAAUUAAACUUGAUUAUGAUAUACAAAUAAGUUUUUUCUUUGAUUCACUUACUAAUUUAAAUAAACCAUUAACUAUUAAUAAUUUACAUGAUUUACGUCUUAAUAAAUCAUCAAAUAAAUGUCCAUUAAAUAAUGAACAAUGGACAAAUAUUCGUAAAUAUUUUGAUGAACUUAUUCAACAAUCAAAUGAAUCAAUGUUACUUCAAUCAAUUAUUGAAUUAAUUCAAGAUAAUUUAUUAAAAAAUAUAACAAAAAAUUCAAAAUCAAAGCAUAAAACAAAAAAAUCAACAGAAACUACAUCAUCCGAAGAUAUAUCAACAAUGACAAAUAAAUUUCGUGGUAGUGAUUUAAUAUUUAAUCGAAUAUUACAUGAUAAAACAAUUGAUCGAUCACAAGUUAUAAUUGGCUAUGAAGAUCGUUUUACUGGCAUACAUGAAAUUCCAUUUAAUGAAUUUAAAAAAGUCCAUGAACAUGAGUAUGGAGUUCCAAUGCAUCGUAUUCGUUAUUAUAAAAUCAAUGGACAAAUUGUAUGGGAUCGAACAAAAAGAUUAGAUAUCCUAACGGGUAGUGAUCAACUAAAUGAAACAUUUAAUGAUACUGAACAAACACCCACUCUUGUACAAGGACUCUAUCGUUUUGAUCAAUCACUUCAGCAAUGGAUUGAAUGUCCACAUAUAUCAUUAACAUCAGAUGAUUCGAAAAUAUUAUCAACAAAUGAAACAUGUCUUCCUGAACGAUGUCAUUUUGUAACAUGGAAUACUUUAUUUGACUAUUAUCAAUCGACACUUAUUUAUAGUUCUCAACGAUAUCGAUCAAUACUUGAUACACUUAAAUCACUUUUACCUGAUAUUAUUUGUUUACAAGAAGUAACUAUAGAUUUUCUUAAUCUAUUAUUAAAUGAAAUAUGGUUACAAGAAAAUAAUUAUUAUAUUAUUAUUAUGAAAAGUAUUAUUGAUAAUGAUAAAAGAAAAGCCUAUGGACAAUUAAUGAUGAUGAAAAAUUUUCGACCUCGAUCAUUUUCAAUAUGUCCACUUGAUCUAUCUGAUGAUCAUGAUAGAGCAACAAUAACAAAACAGAAAUUAACAAAAGGAUUAAUUAUAGCUCGAUUUGGUUUAAAUCCUAAAAUAACAAUUGAUCUUGCUAAUCUUCAUUUACAUAGUGAUCUUUCACCUAAUUCAAGUGAAAAACGUUGUCAAGCAUUAGAAAAUCUUUUUAAAAAAAUGAAAACAUAUAAUUAUAUGCUUAUUGGUGAUUUUAAUUUUGGAGAUAAUCAUUUAAAAGAACAAAAUAUUCUUGCAACAUAUGAAAAUGAAGUACAUGAUUUAUGGAAAGAUAUUUAUCAUCUUGAUCAAAAUCCUGGUUUUACAUUUGAUCCAUCAACUAAUAUUUGUGCUCGAAUUACAUCGAAUUCAAAAACUAGCCGUCGUUUAGAUCGAUAUUUAUUACAUACAUUAGAUAAUCUUUCUUA
This is a messenger RNA of Rotaria sp. Silwood1, 1583 nucleotides long. The record is from the annotation of a GenBank genome assembly. NCBI's taxonomy places the organism in Eukaryota, Metazoa, Rotifera, Eurotatoria, Philodinida, Philodinidae.